Molecule: messenger RNA, 5583 nt
Organism: Nerophis ophidion (straightnose pipefish)
Lineage: Eukaryota; Metazoa; Chordata; Actinopteri; Syngnathiformes; Syngnathidae
Gene: ift54
Product: TNF receptor-associated factor 3 interacting protein 1
Exons: 17
Coding region: 105-1976 (623 amino acids)
Biological process (GO): intraciliary transport; regulation of microtubule cytoskeleton organization; cilium assembly
Cellular component (GO): axoneme; ciliary basal body; centrosome
Molecular function (GO): microtubule binding
Source: RefSeq, a predicted model, not a curated record
AACUCCCUGAUGCGCAUGCGCGGUCGUAGCUUGCCUCAUAUUGAGACGCGACACGGUUUGAUUACUUUCGCUUUAACCCUGUUUUGCUUAAAAAGACUGCCAAAAUGAACGCGGCAGUGGUUAAAAAGACACAAGACACCCUCGGAAAAGUGAUAAAGAAACCCCCUUUGACGGAAAAACUGCUUAGCAAACCACCAUUUCGAUACCUGCACGACAUCUUCAGUGAGAUCAUCAAAACCACCGGCUUUAUGAGGGAGCUGUACAAAGAGAGUGAGUUAAAGUCUGAUAAUGUUAAGGACAAAGAGAGUAAGAUGGCCUUCCUUCAGAAAGCGAUUGAUGUUGUAGCGUUGGUUAGUGGAGAGCCGCUUGCAGCAAAGCCAGCAAGGAUUGUGGCCGGUCAUGAGCCUGAGAAGACCAACGAGCUGCUGCAGGCUAUUGCCAAGUGCUGCCUUAACAAGAUGUCCAGUGAGGAGGCAGUGAAACGAGUGCUUUCUGGAGAGAAGGUGGACUUAAAGACCAAGGCCAGCACAUCCAAGUCCCAGGAUAAAGAGAAUCGAGCUAGACGUGAACAGCAGUCAUCUGAAAGAGAGGAGAAGAAGAUUGAGCGCAGUAGGAGCAGAGACGAUAAGGACUCGGACAAGCCCCCAGAGCAAGAGAGACAACUUAAAGAUGGGGAGCGAGAUCACCGCCACAAAAAAGAGCGUUCUGGCAAAAACCACCACCGUGAACAAGACCAUGCCAAAGAUGCUGAAAAAGACAAAAGCCGUGACCGAGGAAAAGACAAAGGAAGGGGAAAAGACCAAGAGCAGGACUUAGAUCUCAGAAGAGAGAAAGACAAGAGCAGAGAUGGAGAGAGAAUCAAAGAAAGAGAUUCCCAAAGAGACCAUGAAAAAAACAAGGACAAACUACGAGGAAGAGACAAGAACAAUGAAAGACGCAAAGAAGGGGAAGACAAGACUAGGAGUAAAGACAGACACCAUGCAAAUAGCAAGGAUAGAUUAUCAGAACUUCAACCCAAAAAUGUUGACGACGAUCCCAGGAAAACGGUAACAGCUGAUCCGGUGCCAGCUGACGAGCCUGCAGAGAAAGUUGAAAACCAGUCUGAAAGUCCAGCACGAAUACCCAGACCGUCGUCCGCCAAAGGACAAAGAAGGAAACCUAGAAUUGACGGACAAGAUGCAUCCGACAGUGAAGGAGACGCAGACACUAAGGUGGCGCAGGGUCCUGUCCCCAAGGAAAGUGGCGAUGCAGGUUCCUCAUUUUCAUCUGAAAUGGCCUCCAGCAGUAAGCGAAUGGCGCGCCCCAGCAGCGCUCGUCCUGCUCCUCCUCCAGUUAAGAAACAGGACGGUCUUACUGAGGCAGUGCCGGCUGAAAGGGUUCCUAGUGCCAAGUUGUCAGUAAUCCGAGAUGUGAAGAAGCAAUCUGACGAUGAAGAGGAAGAUGAGCAGUUUCUUGUGGCAGAGGCUGCUCCUGAGCCUGAUAAGGAGUUGGGCCCUGCACAAGACCCUAAUGUUGAAGAAAAACAUGGUGGACUUGUGAAAAAGAUUCUCGAUACCAAAAGGGACUACGAGUCAAUCCCAUCCUCCAAAAAAUCUAAAGAGCAGUCGGUGUCAGAAGAAGAGCGGAAGAAAGAGCAGGACUUGGUAACACGAGAGAUCGAGCGUCUUCGGGCGUCCAUCCAGUCGGUGUGUCAGAGUGCGCUGCCUUUGGGCAAGAUAAUGGACUAUGUCCAGGAGGAUAUAGAUGCAAUGCAAGCAGAACUGCAAAGCUGGCGAAAGGAGAACAAGGAACAUGCACAAGCUUUGCAGCAGGAACAGAGAGCCACCGACAGAGCGUUAGAACCUCUUAAAGCGGAACUUUAUGAACUGGACCAGAUGAUCAAGGAUUACCAGGACAAGAUUUGUACUGUGAGGUCCAACAUACUGAGGAAUGAAGAGAAGAUCCAAAAGAAGUUGGCAGGAAUCAUCUCAUCUUGAAGUCAGAAACUACCAUCUAAUACCUGUAACAAAACUUUUUAGAUAUAUUUCAAUGAACAUGUGGGCCUAGAUGGAAGACUUUGAUCUGCACUGCACCACCAUUUUACAAUUUUUGAGCCUUUACUUUGAAAAGCAGCCACAGUAGUAAGACACCAAAUGGUCACAACAAACAUUUUUUUAAUUAUCCUUUUUUUUUGUGUUAGUUUUUUCCAUUUUCGACCAUAUCUUUGACUCCGCGUCCGUACAUGAAUUUGGUUAGUUCUCAGCCUUACAGAAUGCGUUAUUAUUAUUAUUAUUAUUUUCAGUAACUCAUAACAACAUAUUUUAGCAGGCGAUGCUAUUAGAAAGUAUUUAACUGAGCUCAAUACUAACAGUACAGGCCAAAAGUUUGGACGCACCUUCUCCUCCUUCAAUGUGUUUUCUUUAUUUUCAUGACUAUUUACAUUGUAGAUUGUCACUGAAGGCAUCAAAACUAUGAAUGAGCACAUGUGGAGUUAUGUACUUAACAAAAAAAGGUGAAAUAACUGAGAACGUUUUUUAUAUUCUAUUUUCUUCUAUAUAGCCACCCUUGGCUCUGACUACUGCUUUGCACACUCUUGGCAUUCUCUGGAUGAGCUUCAAGAGGUACUCAACUGAAAUGGUUUUCACUUCACAGGUCAUAGUUUUGAUGCCUUCAGUGACAAUUUACAAUGUAAAUAGGCAUGAAAAUAAAGAAUGCAUUGAAAUGAGAAGUUGUGUCCAAUCUUUUGUCCUGUACUGUACAUAGUACAAUACCGGAGGUCACAAUAUGUUAGAGCUGUUUUGUACAGUAGUUUUAAGAGCAAUGGCAUUUAAACAUCAGGGAAUUUGUUGCUGGAAUAAUUGGCUAAUAGUUGAUAGUUAAAAAGGGUUUAUCUACCCAACACAAUUGAUAAUUUGAUACUCAUGUCAAGUGUACCCACGCAAUUUAACUACUGAAAUUAAAUUUGCUUAAUUUGUCACGGUGCACUUUGCAAAAAGAGAAGGGCAACACCGUCAGAUUUUUCAAAAGUCUCCACUAGAUUUGUGGCUAUUGUCAGUUAAAAAAAUUAUAUAUACAGAAGUGCUCAGUUGACAAUACUGGUCACUCCUGCUCUGUCUUCUUAUUCUCUGGCUGACGUGGUGCGUUAUAAUGUGCUAAUGAUCCAAUUCGAUUCGGAUUUACUGGAUUGUUUCUUCAUCAAACGUCUUGCGUACUGUAAAAUCGCAAAAACAGGUUUUUGCUGUGGAGCUCAUUUCUUUUUCUUGUUUUGUGUGUCUUCUGAUGUUUACAGUUUUCCCCGGGUAUGAGGUAUUUGGAAUAUGAGUAAGCAACCGACAACGAUGGGUUCUACAGUUAGAAUAAUACUGCAUUUAGUACUGCAACAUGGAUUCUUUUUACAAAUAUUCAAUGUAUUUAGUGAGAUUUUUUCCACCAACUUCUCUUUUUACAGCUAUAACUAAUUUGCUCAACAUGUAGUUUUUCUUUUUCUGAGAGUAUUUGCAAUAAGAUGUCUUUUAAAGCAAUAGUUUACUAAUAAUCAGUUCGAGUUAGACGUUUGGUUGGCGCAGUGCUUCUCAAUUAUUUUCUAUUACGACCCCUUCUAGAAAGAACAAAAUUAUUUCGCAGCCCCUCCCAAUGUAUGUUGCGACUAUAAAUAGUGUCAUUUGUCUAUAACAUUGUUAUGAGUACACCUCUGCAUAACAUUGUAUCCCAACAUUAAAGAAAAUAGACUAAAUACAUAUAGAUGCACUUAUUACAGACAAUAACUUUAUUAACAUGUUUUUCAAGUCUAACAGAAAAUAUUUAAAGUGCAUCAAUUUGCCUAAAAAAAAAAAUCGAAAAAACUCCAUAAACUAAGCCAAAAAUUAUGACCCACAAUAAACUUAUGGAUACUGAAAAAUACAAUGAAAUAAAUUCCGGAAAUAAUAAUAAAUUAAAAUUAAUGAGCGACAUUAACUCGGAAGCACAACGUAAGAAAAACAAUUUGUGCUGAUUUUUUAAAUGUAUUUCAAUUCAAAUGAUUACGUUUGGAUAAAUGGCCUCAAUGAGCCGAUGGUGCAGUGCACAGCUUUUUGAAGCAAAAAUGACUCUGUGAACAUGAGCUCAACUUGACUUCACUGUUUAGUGUACUGUACGUAGUAAUGUGAACUGUAUAUACACAUAUAUAUAAUGUUUUAAGUACUAUCAGGUUAUCUCCAAGUAAUACUAUUUUAAAUAAGGCAGUCCCGACCCGAUAUUGAUAUCGGCUAUCCUUUUGUCCUCAAACUUCUAUACACAUCAGCCCAUAAUGACAACGUUAAAAGUUUUUAUUUUUUUAUUUUGGCAAAUAUAAAAAAAAAACAAAAAAACAUGUUCAUAAAAAUAAACAGCCUUUGCUCAACACAUGUGAUUUUUUUUUUUUUAGCUUUUUAUUUAAUAAUUUUGUAAAACCUGAACAAAAAACACAUUGUCAUUAUGACUGGCUUAACUAUUAAGAGAAGUGUUGUGUUUAUUUGUGUAUAUGUUGUUACAAUCACAGAAUCAGAACAGGAAGUGAACAAAUACGUUGGUAAUUGCUAUGAUUUGGAAAUUAAUUAAUUAAAUUUAAAUAAACAUAUGUCAUUAUUAUAUAAUGUAUCACGCUGUAUCUGUUUACAUGUUCGAAAUGAAUUAAAACCACAACCAUUACGGGGUAUUGUGUGUAGCACUUUGAGGACAAAAUUGAAUUUAGGCUGUGUAUUUUUUCCGGAUGUACUGCAAACAUCCUCUAAUAAUCGUUCAAAGUUGGUCUUUUCUUGUAUUUUAAUGAUGUCAUUUACAAAAGGUGAACAUGAUAAGCUAUCAGGCUGCUAGCAGCUACACAACAGCUAAGCACACUGAACAAAAUUGCCGUAAAACAUUUGUCAACAUAAGCAGGUAAAAAAUAAUUAUAGUUGAAUAUUGCUUACCGAUAGUCUCCAAAGCAAAACCGUAUUUAAAAGUAUCCAGUAACAAACGUGUCUGCAUCAUUCAUCUUACUGAAUAAGUAACAAGUUAGUGUUUUUCAUCCCUAACAUUGUUUACUCAGUAAUUUCAUUUCAUCAAACAUUUUAUUAUAUUCCACACUACAAAAUAAUGAAUGUAUGUAUGAUUUGUGCUAUCGUAUAGGAUCAAUAUCUGUAGCGGUAUGUCAAAGGAUGUGAUUUCUUCUCUGUCUUCUCUACAUUUCUUUUGUGCUUAGAUAUAUUUUUGCUAUUGCAUCCCAGUAACAAACAUGGAAAAUGAAAUCUACUUUGUUUGUAAAGGCAUAAGUUACUGCUCUCAGACUUUGAAUUACCACUUUUAUGCCGUGUGGCCAAAAACAAACUGAUCAGGUUACUUCUGUCUGUAAAACGUAUGUUGUAUGUUAUUCUCUUGUAUAGUUUCAGUGUAUUCCACUAGCACAAAGUCUGUGUGUAACAAGAAAAAAUACAUUUUUGAUGCUAUCUCAUGGAAAUAACGUGUUUGUAGAAGAGUUCAGUGGCUUACACGUUACAUUGUGUGCAAUGAAUUUACAUAUUUGUAUUAUAAUGUACAUGUGGAUAUUGUAUUAUAGGUCAUAGAAUUCUAUGUUUUGUAGUAAAGUUAAAUAAAGCCCGAUAAGAAAUA